This is a messenger RNA of Aureobasidium uvarum, 1551 nucleotides long. The record is from the annotation of a GenBank genome assembly. NCBI's taxonomy places the organism in Eukaryota, Fungi, Ascomycota, Dothideomycetes, Dothideales, Saccotheciaceae.
AGAUCACCGGAUAAAGAAAAUGAAGACCAUGAGAAAACAUAUCCAUCAAAGAAAGUCGUGCUUCCAGCUAUGGCUGCUAUAUAUCUGGCAGUCUUCCUAGUCGCAUUGGUAUCCGUACCCGCCAUCUCGAACCAAUUCGGCAGUUUCGGAGACAUAGCUUGGUACGAAUCAGGCUUCCUACUCCCACUCUGUGCGCUCCAACUAUCGUUCGGCCUAGUGUACACAUACUAUUCAUCCAAAUGGGUCUUGAUCAUUCUCGUGUCCAUCUUCGAGAUCGGCUCGAUAGUUUGUGCCGCCGCUCCGACGUCUCAUGCCCUCAUAGUUGGAAGAGUCAUACAGGGGAUCGGCGGAGCAGGCAUCGGGUCUGGAGCAAUCAUACUUAUCAGUAUGCUUGUACCUCUACAAGCUCGACCUCAAUGGACUGGUGGCAUUGGUGCUGUCUUUGGGCUUGCAAGCAUAUUUGGACCACUUCUGGGAGGAUAUCUUACCUCGAUCACAUGGCGUUGGUGCUUCUGGAUCAACGUGCCGAUCGGUGGUAUUUCGUUGGCAUGCCUUGUCUUCUUCACGCCUAACAGUCCGCCUGCAAUCAAGGCUGCUCCGACUUGGCGUGGAAAACUCGAUCAGCUGGAUCCAGUAGGCUUCCUGCUCAUAGCACCUUCGGUCAUCUGCCUGCUCUUCGCUAUCGAGUGGGGUGGCUCAAAGUAUCCUUGGAACAGUGGUCGCGUCAUAGCCUUGUUCGUCGUCUUCGGUGCCCUCCUCCUCGCAUUCAUUGCUUAUCAAGCCUGGCGCGGAGACAAAGCUACCUUACCUCCAAGAAUCCUUCGACAACGCAGCAUCAUCUCUGCAUCUUUGGCGAACGUGGGUAUUGGAUCCGUGCUCGUUUUGUAUGCAUUCUAUCUGCCCAUCUGGUUCCAGGUCGUCCAAGGAAAGUCGCCGCAAAAAUCCGGCUUGUCGCUGCUGCCGCUCCUGCUCAGCAACGUACUUGCGGUGAUAAUGACUGGCAUUGCAACGAGCAUUGUUGGAUACUAUACGCCCUUUCUAAUUGUCGGAGGUGGCGUUCUUAUCGUGGGGUCGGCACUACUUACGACAUGGUCCGUGAAUAUCAGCGCAGGGAUAUGGAUCGGCUACCAGAUCGUCACUGGCGUAGGGCUAGGCGCAAGCCUGCAAGGUCCAAAUAUUGCAGCUCAGACGGUCCUUGCAGACAGCGAUGUGGCUAUUGGGUUGUCUUUUCUGCAAUAUAUCAGUUUCUUUGCGGGCAGCACGUUCAUCACUGUCUCGCAAACACUCCUCGAGAACGAUCUGGCCUCUGGACUGAAACAAAUUCUUCCCGACUUCGAUCCGAGUACCAUUUCGGGUGGAGGUGCAAACACUGUUCGAGACAUGGUGUCUGCAGAUCAACUCCCUGUCGUGCUCAGAGUGUACAAUGACUCACUCAGGUCAGUGUGGUACUUGGGCUUAGGGCUGUCAUGUCUUGUGUUUGUGGCAUCCUGGGGCUUUGAGUGGAGAAGCGUCAAGGCGAAGAAAAGCGACGAUGAAAAUGCCAAAGCUUGA